AUGGGGUCCUACGCUGAGUCUGCUGUCCCAACUGGGCAGAACAAUUGGUGGAAAGAAGCUACGGUGUACCAAGUUUAUCCGGCUUCAUUCAAGGACUCAAAUGGUGAUGGCUGGGGUGACAUUCCCGGGGUCAUCGAGAAGAUCCCCUACCUUCACUCGCUGGGAGUCGACGUCGUCUGGCUGUCUCCCAUGUAUGACUCGCCCAUGCUCGACAUGGGCUACGACGUUUCCGACUACGAGAAGGUGCUGCCUGCCUACGGUACCGUCGAGGACGUAGAAAAGCUCGUCCAAGCCUGCCAUGAGCGCGGCAUGAAACUCCUGCUGGACCUCGUCAUCAACCACACCAGCGAUCAGCACCGGUGGUUCCAAGAGAGUCGCAGCAGCAAGGACAGCGAGAAACGCGACUGGUAUUUCUGGCGACCGCCACGAUAUGAUGCGAACGGCAAUCGCCAGCCUCCGUCGAACUAUCGCGGGUACUUUGCAGGGAGUACAUGGACCUGGGACGAGCACACGCAGGAAUAUUAUUUGCAUCUGUAUGCCAAGGAGCAGCCAGACCUGAACUGGGACAACGAAGCCACGCGGAAGGCCAUCUACGACAGCGCCAUCCGCUUCUGGCUGGACAAGGGCAUCGACGGGUUCCGCGUGGACACAGUCAACAAGUACAGCAAACAUACCGAUUUCCCCGACGCCCCCAUCACCGAUCCCAACAGCGACAUCCAGCCUGCCGUGUGGAUGUGGUGCAACGGGCCGCGCAUCCACGAGUUCAUCCGCGAGAUGCACGACGACGUGUUGCAGCCCUACGGGGACGUGGUGACGAUCGGCGAGCUGGCCAACACGCCGAAUCCCCGCGACGUCCUGGACUAUGUUGGGGCCUCUGCAAAGGAGCUGAGUAUGGUCUUUCACCUCGAUAUAGGACACAUCGGCAUGGGCAGCCUGGAAGACAAGUACAUAUUUCACCCCUGGAAGUUAACCCAAAUUAAAACGAUCGUGUCCAAGUGGCAAUCGUUUAUCGAAGGUACCGAUGGCUGGACCACCGCUUUUUGCGAAAACCAUGACAAUGGGCGAUCCGUAUCGCGGUUUUGCAACGAUGCGCCCGAGCAUCGUGCUCGUUCCGCCACGAUGCUGGCGAUUAUGAUGAUUGCCAUGACCGGCACGCUCUUCCUCUAUCAGGGUCAAGAGAUCGGCAUGAUCAACGCACCCCGCGACUGGUCUGUGGAGGAAUACAAGGACAUCGAGGGGAGAGGAUAUUAUCAAGAGGCCGAGGGAAAUCCCACGCGCCAACCUCAGAUCAUGGAGGGAUUGCGCAUUCUUGCCCGCGACCACGCGCGUCUGCCCAUGCAGUGGGAUGCUUCACCACAUGCAGGGUUCACAACGGGGAAACCAUGGAUGCGACCACACGAUCUUUAUCCAGAAAUCAAUGUACAGCGCCAGCAGGACGACCCCGACAGUGUACUUUCCUUCUGGAAGAAAGUGCUGCAACUUCGCAAGGAGUAUCGGGAUCUCUUCAUUCAUGGAUCGUUUGAGACGGUGGACUUCGACAAUCAGCAUACAUUCUGCUUCGUCAAGUCGAGGGGUGAGAAGAAAGCACUCGUCACUCUGAAUUUCAGCGACUCAAGGCAACCAUUGGAGCCAUCAAUAACGGGAAUGAAGUUGUUGGUGAGUAACUACGCAGACAGAGAUUCGGCUCUGUCAGGCAUCUCGUCGGAGUUCCUUCAGCCAUAUGAAGGUAGAAUCUACAUCAGCUUCUAG
Aspergillus affinis is the source of this 1749-nucleotide messenger RNA. Its product is annotated as alpha-glucosidase. Gene Ontology annotation, biological process: oligosaccharide catabolic process. The record is from RefSeq and is a predicted model, not a curated record. Gene Ontology annotation, molecular function: alpha-amylase activity. Lineage: Eukaryota; Fungi; Ascomycota; Eurotiomycetes; Eurotiales; Aspergillaceae. Bases 1 to 1749 code for a protein of 582 amino acids. The transcript is spliced from 3 exons.